AUGGCGGAGAGCUUGCUGCACCGCGCGCUGCAGCUGCGGGACGCCUGCGAGGUCGAGCGGCUCCUGGCGCGGGGCGGCGCGGCGGUCGCCGGCGCGUCGGCGCUCGGCAGCGCCGCGAAGACGACGCCGCUGCACGCCGCGUGCCGGGCGGGAGACUCCCACCUCGAGCUCACGCGGCUGCUGCUGCGGCGGGGGGCCAGCUGCGACGUGGCGGAGAUCGCCUCCGUCGGCGGCCGCACACCGCUGCACCUGGCGGCCCAGGCGCGGAGCCCGGACUGCGUCGCGGCGCUGCUGGAGGCUGGGGCGAACCCGGUGGCCCAGGACCCGCGCGGCCAGACGCCGCUGCACGUGGCCGCCCAGGAGGGCUGCCACGGCACGACUGUGCUGCUGCUGGACCACGGGGCCGACCCGCACGGCUGCGACGCGGCGGGCUUCAACGCCGCCUGGUGGGCCCAGGAGUUCCAGCACCCCGCCCUGGUGGCGCUCUACGCGGCGCGUGGCGUGGCCCCGCGGGCCAUGUCGCACAGGCACGUCGUGGAGCACUCCGGGCUGGCGGGGCCGAAGCUGAAGCACAUCCGGCGGAUGGACGACUGGGGCCGGGCGCGCAGCGCUCCCAGGAGGCGCGCCCAGGCGAAGGUGAAGGCAGCCGCCGCGCCGGCGCGCCCCCGCUCGCUCGGCAGGACGGCCCAGUCAGCCCGCGGCCGGUGA
Molecule: messenger RNA, 708 nt
Organism: Prorocentrum cordatum
Lineage: Eukaryota; Dinophyceae; Prorocentrales; Prorocentraceae
Source: the annotation of a GenBank genome assembly